AUGGCGUCCGACUCAUCCUCAACACCCCGAAUCAAAUGGUUCUCCCCGUUCCGCAGGGGAAGCGACAAUGGGGAACCAAGCAGCGAGAAGCCUCGCGUCUCUACGUGGAGCAUGGGCAUCCUGAACGACAAGAAGACCAUCGAAGUGCCCGGCAGUGUCCUGCUGCUGGCCAAGCACCGCAACGAGCCCUUGGGUCUGCGUAACGCGCCGGCUCGGACGUCGCACUCUUCCAUACCCGUCGGCUACGCCCAGGAGGCUCCGCCUCCGGCCGCCGAGGAGGAGAAGAAGAUGACCUCGGACGGCAAGAUCAUCCUGGAACCGCAGCCCGAGGAUUCCGCCAACGACCCUCUGAAUUGGCCGACCUGGCGCAGAGACUCGGCUCUCCUGUCGCUCGGGCUCUACUGCAUGAUCGGAGGCGGUCUCACGCCGCUGCUCGCCGCAGGCUUUGGCGACGUCGCUCAUGACUACAGCGUCGAGGUCGAGCACGUCUCGCUGACCACGGGCCUGUACAUGAUGGGCAUGGGCCUCGGGUCCGUCGUCUUCUCGCCGACGGCCAUCCUGUGGGGCAAGCGACCCGUGUAUCUGUUCAGCUCGGUGCUCCUCAUCUGCUGCUCUGUGUGGUGCGCCUUGUCGCCAAACUUUGUGUCUCUGCUCCUGGCUCGCAUCUUCCAGGGCGUGGCUGUCAGCCCGGUCGAGUGCCUGCCGUCGGCCACCAUCGCCGAGAUCUUCUUUCUCCACGAGCGGGCCUACCGCAUCGGCAUCUACACGCUGCUCCUGCUCGGCGGCAAGAAUUUGGUCCCUCUCGUGAGCGCCGCGAUCAUUCAGCGGCUCGGAUGGCGCUGGGCAUUCUGGAUGGUGGCCAUCGUCGUCGGGUUCUGCGGUGCUCUGCUCUUCUUGUUCGUGCCCGAGACGUUCUGGGACAGAGCGCCUACGCCGCGAGCCAAGAAGCAGAGCCGGCCCAACUUCCUGCGCAGACUCUCGUCCAGGCAUCCCAUCUCCCGGAGCUCGGUUCCUGCCACUUCAGCCGUCACUCCCAGGAUGAGCAUCGACCACGCGGCUCUCGCCUCUCCGACUAGCCCUACUCAACACCAACCCAAGGAAAAGCAUGCCCACGUUGGGUUCGCGCCGGAAGCGGACACGGCUGGUGACGACGUUCCUCAACACGAACGACCUCGUGCCGACAGCAACGCCUCUCAGGUCCCAGCUACCCACCCUACUACCACCAAGAAGCCCGUGUUCCAAGGCUCCCUGGAUCAUGACACCCCCGACCAAGCUGUGCCGAGCACUUCAGGGCCAGUCCAACCAGCGGAGCUUAAGGAAAAGCUGGAGGCUCUGACCCCUGCGCCCGGCGGCGACGACCACAUAGCUCGAGAGUCGGUCUCCCGGCAGAACUCUCACGGCGGGCCGCACCCAGGCACCCCGCCCCACCCCCGUUCCUCGGGGUCGAACACGCCGCGGGACUACUACCAGUCCUCGGCGGCGUACGCGCAGCACAGGGUGGCCGAUAGCGAGAGCCAGUCCGUCUCGUCCGCGUCCGUCACCCCGGGCAUAGCGCCCUACACGCGCAACCUGCGCGAGCUCCCGGCCCGGUCCUUCGCGCAGCAGCUCCGGCCCUUCCACGGGCGCCUGAACAAGGACAAGUGGCUCAAGGUGAUGGUGCGCCCGUUCAUCCUGUUCUCGUACCCGGCCGUGCUGUGGUCCUCGGUCGUCUACUCGUGCUCCAUCGGCUGGCUCAUCGUCAUCUCCGAGUCGGUCUCGGUCAUCUACCGCAACAAGGAGAGCUACAACUUUGACGCGCUGCAGAGCGGCCUCAUCUACAUCUCGCCCUUCAUCGGCGGCAUCCUCGGCACCGCCGUCGCCGGCAAGGUGUCGGACCUCGUGGUCAAGCGCAUGGCCGCGCGCAACGGCGGCCUCUACGAGCCCGAGUUCCGGCUCGUCAUGGCCGCGCCCAUCGCCGUCACCACCGUCGUCGGGCUCAUGGGCUUCGGGUGGUCGGCCGAGGAGCGCGACGCGUGGAUCGUGCCGACCGUCUUCUUCGGCAUCGUGUCCUUUGGCUGCUCGCUCGGCUCGACCACGGCCAUCACCUUUUGCGUCGACAGCUACCGCCAGUACGCCGGCGAGGCGCUCGUCACGCUCAACUUCAGCAAGAACAUCUUCCACGGCCUCGUCUUCUCGCUCUUUGUCACGGGCUGGAUCACGAGCGAUGGGCCCAAGGCCGUGUACGUCUGGAUCGGCGUCAUACAGCUGAUCCUGCUCGUGUCGACGGUGCCCAUGUACAUCUACGGCAAGAGGGCGCGCAUGUGGACGGUGAGGAAGAAUUUCAUGGAGAAGUUUUGA
Thyridium curvatum is the source of this 2337-nucleotide messenger RNA. RefSeq lists its product as uncharacterized. The record is from RefSeq and is a predicted model, not a curated record. Gene Ontology annotation, biological process: transmembrane transport. The coding region runs from base 1 to 2337 and encodes 778 amino acids. Lineage: Eukaryota; Fungi; Ascomycota; Sordariomycetes; Thyridiales; Thyridiaceae. The transcript has a single exon. Gene Ontology annotation, molecular function: transmembrane transporter activity.